Molecule: messenger RNA, 333 nt
Organism: Colletotrichum higginsianum IMI 349063
Lineage: Eukaryota; Fungi; Ascomycota; Sordariomycetes; Glomerellales; Glomerellaceae
Exons: 1
Coding region: 1-333 (110 amino acids)
Source: RefSeq, a predicted model, not a curated record
AUGCCCCUUAUAUUCACCGUCCGUCAUGCGACGCAUCGCCGUCGACCGAGAUUGCCGGAUCAAGACAAGACGUCCAAAGACGAUUAUGCCCAGACCCAGACCAUUGAGCGAUCGUCGCUGCGUCAGACCAAGACCCUUCACACCCCCAACUUCCCCCUCAGCUCGCCUCCUUCGCAUCCGUCAUUCAGUCAGCCUAACCCCAACGUUGUCUCCAACCAAGGUGCCAGACUACCAGACUAUCGGGGCGUGAGGCGGUGCCUAAAGGCGGUGCUGGCGCCGCCGGUCGACCCACACGGCGUUGGCGUCUUCGCCCAUGGAAUGGGAGUAGCCUAA